CUCGCAGCUGACGUGCAGUGCGCAAGCGCAGAGCUUUUCCAUGUGUGCUCGGCCAUCAGCCGGGGCCCAACUGAACCUAGUCGCCUCAGAGACGAGCAUUUGUCAGCGGCCCGGCAACACCGUCACCUGCGGCGGCCCUCAGCUCUCGCUCUGUUCCCGCAGCCCCUGUCACCAUGGGUAAGAGCCGGACGAAGCGCUUCAAACGGCCUCAGUUCUCCCCUACCGGCAGCUGUCAGGCUGAGGCAGCGGCCGUGGCGAACGGGACUGGCGAGGAGGAUGACGGGCCCGCGGCGGAGCUGCUGGAGAAGCUCCAGCACCCGAGCCCCGAGGUCCGCGAGUGCGCCUGCGCGGGACUGGCCCGGCUGGUGCAGCAGCGGCCCGCACUUCCCGGCCUGGCGCGCCGGGAUGCGGUGCGCCGGCUCGGGCCGCUACUGCUGGACCCCAGUCUGGCGGUCAGGGAGACGGCGGCCGGCGCGCUGAGAAACCUUAGUGCAUGUGGAGGUUUUGAAGUUUGUGAUGACAUGGUGGCGAAGGACAUCAUGACCCCACUGGUGGCACUACUGAGAGAGUGUAGUGCUGGACUAGAUUCAAAUGAUUUGUCACCACAAGAGAGGAAAGAUCAGGACAGAGACUCUGUUGAGAACGUAGCCAAUGAGGCCGUGAACGUGCUGUGGAAUAUAUGUGAAUGCAGUAGUAGAGCAGUAUCUAUAUUCAACAAAGAAGGGUGUUUGGAGAUUGUAUUAAAGUACUUACAUAGGUUUUCCACCAGUGUUGACCUGGCUGUUUCUGUAGCAUAUUGUUUACAGACAGUGACAGAAGAUAACCCAGAGCUACUAAAAUCUUUCGGUGACUCUUCAUUGCAUGUGUUGGAGUCUGCAUUGCUUUGUCCUGUCACCUCUAUGGAAUACAUCUUGUUAAAGACACUGGUAGCAGGCACAAUUUGGAACCUGAAGGACAUCAUUCCAUCCAAAAGUCAGGCAGAAAUCAUAAAUGCCAUACUGAAGGUUUUAUCUGAAGUUUUGGAGGUGAAUGCUGCUGAAAUGGUUAUUCAGAUGAAGGAGGCUGAAACUCAGCGCUUGAAGACUACUGCAGAGACUGAGGAAACACUAGAGAAGGCCAAUGGCAGGGAUUUGGUUGAAGAUGAUGAAAUGGAAGAGAUUCCGCGUAAAAGAAAAGUCAGAAGGAAAACUUUCAUUUCCGAUUUACUUCCAUCCACUGACAAGGAGUUGCGAGAGACCAUGGCCUUGCUGACAGCUCAGCAGACUGCCCUGGAAAUUAUUGUCAACAUGUGCUGGAGCGAAGAUCCCUCCGAUGAUGAGUGGGAAGAGCUGUCUAGUAGUGAUGAAAGCGAGGCCUUCAUGGAGAAUGUCUUCAAUGAGUGCAGUGGGCAGCUGCUGUCUCCACUCUGCCUGUCCCAUGAGAUUCACACUGCUCUCACCAACUGCCUCAUUCCGAAGAAGGUUUUUGAAAAAACUGCCUUUCCAGACAGUGUUGCAGUUGACAUAUGUUCUAGGAACCCUGCUUGGAAACCUUUGAUUAGGAAAAUGAACACUAUUCAGUGUAGAGCCCUCGUGUGUCUCCAGAGUCUUGUGUCUCUCCUGGACAUGGAACAUCUGGGAGGAGCCCCAGCUCUUCAGGCCCUUGCACAGCACCUGUCACAACUUCUUUUUUCUCAGUCAGAUUUUGCUAAGCAUGCUGAUUUUCUAGAAGCCAUAAGUAGUGCUUUGAGGGCCCUUUUGCAAACAAUGGCAUCCAAGAACAUUCCACAGUGCAUGACCCCCGAGCAGCUGAUGACACUGUGCAAAGCAGCUAUUCAGAGUAGUAACAUCGGGGUUAGAGUGAAUGUGGUCAGUAUUUUGGGAAUCAUUGGCAGCGUCCUUGCCAAAGAACAUGAUGUACUUGAAACUCUUAAGGCCAUUGGGUGCUUCCUGCUUGAGGUUGCCACCAAAGACCCUUCGCUUGUGGUAGCAGGAGAAGCUCUGGAUGCCCUCUUUGAUGUGUUUGCGGAUGGUGAAGAAGCUGAAAAGGCCUCGGUUCAAAUUAAAUUGUUAUCCACUUUGAAAGAAUUUCAGCCAGUCUUCAAAAUGAAGAUACGAAAAGAAGGGAGGAGCAAAUAUAGCCCAGAUCAGCUGUGUGUUCUCGACAAUGUGAGGAUGAAUUUGAGAAGGUUUGUUGCUUACCAAGAAACUGUUGAGAAAAGAUUGACUUCUUAAACUGUCAAAGAAGCUGGAACUGGGGCUGGCCUAUGGCUUUGUGCUUGCCUAGCAGCACAAGACCCUGUGUUCAUCCCCAGCUCUGCAAGAAAAAAGAAGAAAGACUGGUUCUUUCCCAGUAUAUUUAAUGCUAAGAAUACUACCUUUGAAUGUAUGUGUUUCCACGAGACUUUUUUGAAAAGAUAGUCUCACCAUGUCAUCCUUGCUGGCCUGGAACUUGGGAACUCAAAAAGAUCCACCUGCCUUUGCAUUCUGAGUGCUGGGAUUUAAAGAUGUGUGCCACCACUGCCACCCUCCAAAUGCCAUUUUUAAUGCCUAUAUUCUGGAUAUUAAUUUGAACUUCGGAACUUGAAAACCUGUCAGAAACUCAUGUUUAAGCCUGUGGAGCUCUGUGGAUUUCUGUUGCAGUCUCUGCAGCAGAUCUUAAUCACUGGCAGUCUCAGGAGGGUUUUCCCUCUUGGUGCUAGAGGCAGCAUUCAGGUCUUUGUGCAUGCCUGACAACUGCUCUACCACUAAACCACACCCUAGCCCUCAGGUGGUUCUGAACUAGUAUGUGGGUAGUAAAUAAACUUCAAUCACACCCUUGAAUUUGGAAGAAAGGAAAUAAUUGCUUGUAUGUUCUUUAAAGCCAGUAUCAUUUUAUAUUAGUUAAAUCUUUAAGUGAAAUACAAGACAAGGUUUAUAAGUAUUUUUGGUAUGAAGUACUGUAUACUAAUCAUGAAUCAUUUGUGAAAUAAAUGAAUUUGUCUGUCACUCUGAAUAGAUAAUGAGCAGUAAUUCUGUGUAACAUCACUCCUUAAUUUGAUAUGGAAUCAGAGUUAGUAGAAAAUAUUUUUGAAUAAAUAACUUUUUAAUUGAAA
Nannospalax galili (Upper Galilee mountains blind mole rat) is the source of this 3073-nucleotide messenger RNA. It is a transcript of the gene Heatr3, whose product is annotated as HEAT repeat containing 3. Bases 174 to 2213 code for a protein of 679 amino acids. Lineage: Eukaryota; Metazoa; Chordata; Mammalia; Rodentia; Spalacidae. Gene Ontology annotation, biological process: ribosomal large subunit biogenesis; protein import into nucleus. The record is from RefSeq and is a predicted model, not a curated record. The transcript has 15 exons.